This is a messenger RNA of Colletotrichum chrysophilum, 756 nucleotides long. RefSeq lists its product as uncharacterized. NCBI's taxonomy places the organism in Eukaryota, Fungi, Ascomycota, Sordariomycetes, Glomerellales, Glomerellaceae. Bases 1 to 756 code for a protein of 251 amino acids. The record is from RefSeq and is a predicted model, not a curated record. The transcript has 3 exons.
AUGGAUUCGAUGUGGACCAACCUGCUCAGACAAGACGAGCGGUGCUGCCUCGCCAUCUGCCUGGCCGUCAACUGCCCCCACAAUGGACUGACUGACGACACGUGGUACCCGCCGUUUGACCGGGUUAAAGAAGAUAUCAAUGGGACCUCGGGAAAACGGUUUAUUGACUACGUCGUAAGCAGCCUCCGCGGGCCGCUCCAAGGAAAAGACUUUGUCGUCAAGGUAGCCGCACUCCUGGCGUGCCUGAAAGUUCUCGAGGCUUCCGAUCAACCAGACGGCUGUCCAGCGGACAACAGAACGAAUCUGCUGUUCGAGUUUGACAGGACACUGGACUUCGACUUUGGCAACAUCCCUGUCAUCAUCAGGGUGCUGGAGCAAGUCCUGAUGUUUUCCGCGCGGAUUUGGGAAAUCCAUGCGCCGGAGGACGCCGUCCAUCCCGGAAUUUUGCCCGCAACCCUCAACUUGAACACCGCAGACGUGUCCGAGUUACUUCUCGACACGCUCAGCGACGACGAGAUGGGGCUUGCAGGCCAUUCAACGUGUGAUAUGGAUGAAGACGAAUCUGACGAUGAGGAUGAUGGGAGUUUUCUAGCUGAAUCUGAUUUCAUCGCAAGCUCAGACUCGUCGAAUGAAGAACUGUCUGACAACGACUACCACGAAACGCCCAAUACGGACUCUGAGUUUCGUGAAGACUCGGAGCUGUCAGAAGAAAGCUCUGGGUCUGAUGUUGACGAAGGGGAGGACGAUGUAUACUAA